AUGCCUCCGUCAAAACGGCGCAAACUCAGCCCGAGCCCGGAGGAGACCACUUCUACAGACGUAGCCGCCAACGACACGAGAGUGCCUACAACCGAUGUAAAGGACAGCAAGACUACGGAAUCUCAGGGGGAACAAAGUGGAGGAACGCCUCUUGCCGAGCCAUCCAUAGAGCAAGCGACCAGCGAUAAAACACCCCUGCCCCCGGCAUCGUCAACAACGACCGACAGACUCGCUCGCUUCAAAGCGCUCAAGUCCCGCGCUUCCGCUUCGGCCAAGUCCAACCUCGCCGAAGCGAAAGCAGAAGCCACCCGCGCCGCCAUCGACCCCAGCGUCCUCGCGAGUCUGUCUCGGAAAUCGGCCAUCGCCUCACACAACAUCCUUAAAGCCGACACUGAAGAGGACGAAGGCAAAGGCGCCUUCGAGCGCAAGCGUGCGUGGGACUACACCAUCGAGGAAUCUGAGCGUUGGGACGAACGUGUGAACCGCAAGAAGCACGCCCGCGAGAACAACGCCUUCGCAGACUACUCGGCCGAAGCUGCCAAGAUGUACGAUCGGCAGAUCCGAGAUCUCGAGAAAGCCGCGGCCAAAGACGGCGGCAGGAACCGCGAAGAGUACGAGCGUCAGAAGGCGGAGAUUCUCGAAACUGCCGCGCGCACGGGCGGUUUGGAAAUUGUCGAGAUGGAGAAUGGCGAACUCGUCGCCAUCGACAGGGACGGCCGGUUUUAUGCAGACAACGACAGCACGGGAUUUGUAGAGCAGAAGCCAAAGCGGGAAAACGUUGACCGUUUGGUCGAGGAUCUGAGAAAGGCCGAGGAAGCGAGGUUCAAGGCUCGGCGCGCAAGAGGACGUGAGGAGGAAGGAGGUGACGUCACGUAUAUCAACGAGAAGAACAAGCAGUUCAACAUGAAGUUGGCCAGAUUUUACGAUCGAUACACGGCCGACAUACGGGAGAGUUUCGAGAGAGGAACUGCUAUGUGA
Exophiala spinifera is the source of this 978-nucleotide messenger RNA. RefSeq lists its product as uncharacterized. Gene Ontology annotation, cellular component: catalytic step 2 spliceosome; Prp19 complex; post-mRNA release spliceosomal complex. Lineage: Eukaryota; Fungi; Ascomycota; Eurotiomycetes; Chaetothyriales; Herpotrichiellaceae. The transcript has a single exon. The coding region runs from base 1 to 978 and encodes 325 amino acids. The record is from RefSeq and is a predicted model, not a curated record.